Recurvomyces mirabilis is the source of this 684-nucleotide messenger RNA. RefSeq names its product ESCRT-III subunit protein snf7 (gene SNF7). The coding region runs from base 1 to 684 and encodes 227 amino acids. Gene Ontology annotation, cellular component: cytoplasmic side of plasma membrane; ESCRT III complex; multivesicular body. The record is from RefSeq and is a predicted model, not a curated record. The transcript is spliced from 3 exons. Gene Ontology annotation, biological process: vesicle budding from membrane; late endosome to vacuole transport via multivesicular body sorting pathway. NCBI's taxonomy places the organism in Eukaryota, Fungi, Ascomycota, Dothideomycetes, Mycosphaerellales, Teratosphaeriaceae.
AUGUCUCAGGGCUGGGGCUGGGGCAGCCUGUUUGGCGGGAACGCAGCGAAGAGCAAGGAUGCACCCAAGAACGCCAUACUGGGGUUGCGAGGCACGCUGGAUAUGUUGUCGAAGCGAGAGAAGCAUCUACAGAACCAGAUGGAUGAGCAAGAUGCGAUAGCGAGGAAGAAUGUGAAUUCCAACAAGGGCGUGGCCAAAGCAGCGCUCCGACGGAAGAAAAACUACGAACACCAACUCGAACAGACGUCCGCCCAAAUGCUCACCGUCGAGCGGGAAAUCUCCUCCAUCGAAACAGCCAACAUCAACAAGGAAACCCUCGACGCCAUGAAACACGCCCAGCAAGCCAUGAAGAACAUCCACGGCGGCCUGACCAUCGACAAAGUGGACCAGACGAUGGAGGAUUUGCGGGAAGAACACGCGAUCGCGGAGGAGAUUGCCGAGGCGUUGACCCAAGGGAGUAUUGGACAAGGGGUGGAUGAGGAUGAGUUGGAUGAGGAGUUGGCGGAGCUGCAGCAGGAGGAGUUGGAUAAUAAAAUGUUGAAGACCGGGUCGGUGCCGGUGUCGGAUCAGAUUCAGAGGAUGCCGGCGGUCAAUACUGGGGCUGUAUCGAGUCGACAGCAGAGAGUGGAAGAGGAUGAUGAGGAAGAGGAGUUGCGGAAGUUACAAGCUGAGAUGGCGAUGUGA